AUGAAAAAGCAUAACAAGACUGCUCUUUGAGCAGACAAAAAGAAAGUUUAGUGGGUUAAACUUUCAACCAAAAUAAGUAGCUAAUCUUUGUCCAAAGAUUCCAGUCCUUUUUUUUUUUUUCCUUUUCUACGAUUAUUGGGCAUACGAUAAUCUUGUUCUGUCGUCCAUAUUAUCACUCGGGAGAUAAAAAGAUAAAAGAUAUCCCUCAUCAUCUUCUCUACUUUCCCUCUAAAGCUCCAUUUAAAGGGUGGAACUGCAACCUUAAAUAUAUGCAUGCAAUCUACAAAAGAGAGGGGAGUUUUGAAGAUGCAGUUUUGGAGCUCUAUGCAUGGAUUGCUAGUGGGAAGGAAGAUGGGAAGUAUAGAAACUGUGGCGAUUCUCAUAGUCUUCUCCUACCUUUGUAUCAAUAUUACAACUUCCUCACCUCUUCAGAAAUCUUUCCCUUCUUCAGAGGUAAUUCAACCAGCAAUUCUUCACAUCCUUGGUUCUCAGGGACAGUACUUUCAGAACUGGGGGUAUGUCAGCAGCUCUGUUGGUGACAGUGGUACAGCUAUAGCACGUGGUAGCAGGAUUGAAGGUGCACAUGGUCAAGAAGCUGCUAUGGUUGGUGGUUCCACUGGCAAUGGUGAGACUGGAAACAAUGGGGGGUCCAGAUCACCUUCUGGACAAGGAGGCGCAGCUUUAAUCCCGGUAUAUGUAGCCGGUGCCGCAAAUAACCAACAUCAGAAACAUCACCAUGGGUCUGGCAACCGCAACCGGAACUCCAUUGGACUGUCAACCUUGGUUGUAGCCACCUUGGCCUCUCUCCUCGCAGAUUUAUAUCACUGAUACGAGAAAACAAAUAUGGCCAUAGUGUUUGUGAGGGCUGUCUGUUGUGAGCCUACUUCUCAGAUGAAUAUUUUGAUGCAUAUAUCCGCUACCCCUGUAUUAUGUGUUGGAAGACAAAAGCUAUCAGUGUGCUUUAUUUGCUUUUACCUUGUUUAAAUUAAUAUAUGUUGAAGGGUGCAAAGUGAAGAUGUUCACAAGAAAAAUCUUAAAUAUAUGAAUGCAUGGAAGUCCACUCCAUUAAUGUACAUCUAGCAAGCCCGAAAUCCCAUCUGCUCUCUUUAUGCAUACUACCAGUGAAAUUCCAUGGGAAGGAAUAAUCUAAGAAGAUAGAUUACUGAAACUAGUGAAAAUGUGACAAGUUAGAAAUGAGCAAGUUGCUCAAGUUUGCGAGCCUAGAAAAACUUGCAGCGUCCCUUUCUGCUUGAUUCAGUUUCUUCACUCUUCCUCCUUGAUGUUGUGAAACCAACAUUGCUUAACUUCAAUUGCCGCUUGUCAUGACGACUUCUGGAAACAACUUCGUCCAUUUCAUCGAUUCCCU
Juglans regia (Persian walnut) is the source of this 1366-nucleotide messenger RNA. RefSeq lists its product as uncharacterized. Bases 274 to 828 code for a protein of 184 amino acids. Lineage: Eukaryota; Viridiplantae; Streptophyta; Magnoliopsida; Fagales; Juglandaceae. The record is from RefSeq and is a predicted model, not a curated record. The transcript has 3 exons.